This is a messenger RNA of Cyprinodon tularosa, 4178 nucleotides long. RefSeq names its product c-Maf inducing protein. Bases 411 to 2810 code for a protein of 799 amino acids. The transcript has 21 exons. Lineage: Eukaryota; Metazoa; Chordata; Actinopteri; Cyprinodontiformes; Cyprinodontidae. Gene Ontology annotation, cellular component: cytosol; nucleoplasm. The record is from RefSeq and is a predicted model, not a curated record.
ACAGCAGCCAAUGACAGCGCGCGCUGGCUCCUCUUUACACGGAGACGGUCAGCAGGAACAGAAAGACGAACCGAGGCAGAAAUGUUUUCCUGAAUCUCCGAGUCUCUGGACCGAAGCCGAACCGAACCGAGGAUUUACCGAGCUCGGCUUCCAGGCGGACCCACUGGAUCGGGCCAUGGCCCUCACUCUUUGAGAACGGCUCUGUGUCCGUGGGGUGGGGGCACGCGCACCGUGGAGUCUGUUCAUGCAGAGGAAAAUGGUGGAUUAUUGUGUCGGGAGUCAUUAAAAGGCUGAAACAUCUGGACGAGAUCUGACGUCCUGGUGGGACUCCCCCCCUCCCCCUCCCUCCCCCAUCAUCAACGACCGUCCGAUCAAUCUGUGGGGCCAGUCUAUACUGGGAGGACUGGGAAAUGGAUGUGAACAGCAGCAACGGCCCCCCCAACGAGCUGCACAACAACCAGUUCUACCAAUGCGAGGAGAGCAAGCCUCUACUGGGGGACAUGUCUGAGGGCCACAACAACACCAAGCCGGCCGCGGGCUCCUGCCGGAGGGCCCUGCACCCCUGCGGCAGCAGCGGCAUGCGCUACAAGCUGCUGCACGAAGGCGACAUCCAGGUCUGCGUGGUCAAACACCCACGCACCUUCCUCAGCAAGCUGCUCACCUCCAAGUACCUGCGGAGGUGGGAGCCGCACCACCUGACGCUGACGGACAGCGGCCUCUGCUCGGCCACGCCCACCGGAUACAUGGAGACCUCUCUGUCCUACAGCUCCAUAGAGGACCUGCAGCUGCUCUCCUGGGACAACGCUCCCAAGUACUGCGUCCAGCUCAGCAUCCCUGGAGGCACCAUCCUGCUUCAGGCUGCUAACGGCUACCUGAGGGACCAGUGGUUUCACUCCCUGCAGUGGAAGAAAAAGAUCUACAAGUACCGGAAAGUCCUGAACAACCCGAGUCGCUGGGAUGUGGUGCUGAAGGAGAUCCGAGCGCUGGUGGACAUGGCUCUGACGUCUCCUCUGCAGGACGAGUCCAUCCACCAGGCCCCGCUGCACAUCAUCUCCACGCUGCUGGCAGAGAACUCCAACCUGAGCGCUCAGGACCACGAGAACAUCAUUGUGGCGAUCGCUCCUCUUCUGGAAAACAACCAUCCCCCCCCCGACCUGUGUGAGUUCUUCUGUAAGCACUGUCGGGAGCGGCCGCGGUCCAAGGUGGUGAUUGAGGUCUUCACUCCUGUGGUCCAAAGAAUCCUCAAACACAACAUGGACUUUGGGAAGUGUCCUCGGCUGCGCCUCUUCACCCAGGAGUACAUCCUGGCUCUGAACGAGCUGAACGGAGGCAUGGAGGUGGUUCAGAAGUUCAUCCACAGCAUGCAUGGCCCCACGGGGCAGUGCCCCCACCCACGGGUGCUCCCCAACCUUGUGGCCGUCUGCCUGGCUGCCAUCUACUCCUGCUAUGAGGAGUUCAUCAACAGCAGAGACAACUCCCCCAGCCUGAAGGAGAUCAGGAACGGCUGCCAGCAGCAGAACGACCGCAAGCCGCCGCUGCCGCUCCGCCUGCUGCGGCCAGAACCCCCGACUCCGCCCCCCGCCACCAUCCUGCCGUCCGGCUCCCCCAGCCCCCCCGAGCCGUCUCCAUCCACCCCGUCCAUCCCCGUCUCCUCCCCUCCUCCCUCCACUGUCAACUCUAGCGAGAUCCUGGUGGAGCUGGAGCGUAACAACAACACGACCAAUGCCAAACGGAAGGGCGGGCCUGCAAGGGGCGACAGCGAGCCCAACCUCAUCGACUGUCUGCUGGUCAGCCCGGCUGUUAACACCCUGUCCAUCCAGCUGCCGGCGCAGGCGGACCGGGUGCUCGGCUGCUUCGCGCUCAUCCUCAAGAUGCUGUCGGACUACGAUGACUGGAGGCCGGCUCUGGCCAGCCUCCUGCAGCCCAUCCCCUUCCCUAAAGAAGCUCUGGCACACGCUAAAUUCACCAAGGAGCUGAAAUAUGUCAUCCAGAGAUUUGCUGAGGACCCGAGGCAGGAGGUCCACUCCUGCCUGCUCAGUGUGCGCUCCGGGAAGGACGGCUGGUUCCAGCUCUACAGUCCUGGGGGCGUGGCCUGUGAUGAUGACGGCGAGCUGUUUGCCAGCAUGGUUCAUAUCUUGAUGGGGUCCUGUUAUAAAACCAAGAAGUUCCUCCUCUCUCUGGCAGAGAACAAGCUGGGUCCCUGCAUGCUGCUGGCGCUGCGAGGGAACCAGACCAUGGUCGAGAUCCUGUGUCUGAUGCUGGAGUACAACAUCAUCGAGAACAAAGACACGCAGCUGCAGAUCAUCUCCACCCUGCAGAGCACGCAGGUGGGCUUCCGCAUGUAUGAGCAGCUCUGCGACCGCCAGCGGGAGCUCAAAGAGCUGCAAAGGAAAGGAGGUCCGACACGGUUGACUCUGCCAUCCAAGUCCACGGACGCGGAUCUGGCCCGCCUGCUGAGUUCAGGCUCCUUUGGGAACUUGGAGAACUUGAGCCUGGCCUUUACCAACGUCACCAGUGCCUGUGCCGAGCAGCUCAUCAAGCUGCCGUCGCUCAAACAGCUCAACCUCUGGUCCACUCAGUUCGGGGACGCGGGGCUGCGGCUGCUAUCAGAGCACCUGGCCUGCCUCCAGGUCCUGAACCUGUGUGAGACUCCGGUGACGGACGCCGGUCUGCUGGCGCUGAGCUCCAUGAAGAGUCUGUGCAGCCUGAACAUGAACAGCACCAAGCUGACGGCAGACACCUACGAGGACCUGAAGGCCAAACUGCCCAACCUGAAGGACGUUGAUGUCCGCUACACGGAGGCCUGGUGAUCCAGAACCUCAGCGCCGGAAGGUUUCUUAUCUUCAUCAACGGACCUCAUCCCUCCUCUUCCUCUCCAAACUUUGAGUUCCCCCUCCUCCGUCCUUUUGCCUGAAACGGUUUCAUAUACCCUCCUCCUCGGGAAAGCUCAGUCCAGAUCAGUUUCCCCACUGGUUCUGACCCAACGUCACACCGUCCCAUCAGCUCCUUACCCCUCGGUAAGGAGGGGUAAAUCCAUCUCUGGGCCGUUUAAGGUUCCGUGGUUCUGGUUCCUGGACUUUUAAUCAAAACUCAUGAGGAAAGACAUUAAAUGGUGUUUUCGAAGGACGUUUGACUGAUUUAUCUUUGUUUCUCCAGAGGUUCUGAUCAGCAGGUGGAUCGUUUAAAAAGAUUAUUUAUGUACUACUGCACCUGAACGCACCGCAACGUUAAAAGGCUGGACAGGAAGAAACUGAGAUCAGGCCACUUGGGUCAAAAGUCCUAGACUUUUGUACCGACGCAAAACCACAUUACGCGUUAACAGGAUGCAGCGCUACACAGGAACCAGAAAAGGACUCGAUCAGAUUCCUGAACGGACCAGAACCAAGCUUUUUUUUUUUUUUUUUUAAGACUCAUUUUUCCAGGAGGGAGGCGCUCCGUCGUUUUCUAGUUUUUAAUCCGGAUGGAAGAACAGAACCACUAACCCUGGAACCUGUGGCCCGUCACUGAUCCACUCUGACCUCUGCUGGUUCUGUUUGGACGUGUUGCCAAAACCGAACCUCGUCUAUCCGGCCAUGUUCUGCUCCAAGCUCCUGUACAUAUCGGAUGGAGUCGGCCAGCAGAGCAACGCGUUUUUGUUUGCUAUUUAUUUGUUGCCAUCGGUUCUGACCCGACUAUGGAGGCCCGGUCCGGUCCGGCUGUACAAAGCGCUGUAUAUAGUCGUCUUUUUGGACCUUUCCUUUUUCAGGCUCAUUUUCUGUCUUCAUCCAAAUGUUUCAUCUCCUUUCCUGUCUUGUUUUUUUUUUGCACGUAUGCGUUUCUGCACCAUCUAAUGUUUUCAUUUUGUAAUUUCUAUUUUAUAAAAUGUUUGUAAAAUCUGAAAAAGGGGUUUGAUCACUUCUCUCCCUGAAGGCGAACGACUGAAGUGGUUCCAUUUGAUCCUCAACUGGCCGGCGAUCCAGGAAUCUGGCGUAGCUCAGCUUCAUAUUUUAAUGUGGUCAUUUUUAUACUGAUGAUGAUGCACAUAUUUGUCUUUUCUUAAAGAAUGUUGUUUAGAUAAUCAUAUCAGAGGAGGACCUGCCCACGGCUGGUUUCUACUGGAAUGUUUGAAUCCCUCAUGGAACCAGUUUAGGCAGAACGACUGAGAACAGAAAUUAAACUGCUGAUAUUCUGAAGAUGAA